Messenger RNA from Oreochromis aureus, 2605 nucleotides. RefSeq names its product finTRIM family, member 82 (gene ftr82). Gene Ontology annotation, molecular function: protein binding; zinc ion binding. The coding region runs from base 165 to 1889 and encodes 574 amino acids. The record is from RefSeq and is a predicted model, not a curated record. Lineage: Eukaryota; Metazoa; Chordata; Actinopteri; Cichliformes; Cichlidae. The transcript has 7 exons.
AUCAAUAACCUUUUGGAAUUUAGAAAUACAAGUAGGUCCUGUCUCUGGCAGGCUGUACCACACUCUUGAGGGCGGGCUUACAGGCACACUCGACGAAAUCCCUAUCUCCUUUUGGCAUUCUCCCUGACUGUUUCUCCAGGGCUGACUGUUUGGAGUCCACCACAAUGGCUGAUCACACCUCUCCAGACUACUUCAGCUGCUCUCUGUGUCAGAACCUACUGAGGGACCCUGUGGCUAUCCCCUGCGGCCACAGCUUCUGUAUGGACUGCAUCAGUGGCUACUGGAAUGAAGCUGACUACACAGGGAUUUACAUUUGUCCCCAGUGUAAGAUCACAUUCACCCAGAGGCCUGUACUGAGGCCCAACGCCACUCUGAGCAUGGUGGCUGAGAAGAUCAAGAAGAGCGGUCUGAACCUCAACCUCAGCACGUCCCAGGGGAGCGUCUUUGCCGGAUCAAACGACGUGCCCUGUGACUUCUGCAUCGGGAAGAAAUUAAAGGCUGUCAAGUCCUGCCUUAACUGCCUGGCAUCCUACUGCGAAAAGCACUUGAAGCCACACUAUGAAUCAACCACGUUCAAGAGGCACAAGCUUGUGGAUGAGUUAGGGAACUUGGACAGGAAGAUCUGCCCACAGCACCAGAAGUCCCUGGAGCUCUUCUGUCGCACAGAUCAAAUGUGUAUCUGUGCCAUCUGCACAGUCAGCGAGCACAGGGGCCAUGACAUCGUGUCUGCUGAGGCAGAGAGGGGCGAGAAGCAGAAACUGUUGGGAGUCUCCCAAGCUGAGAUUAAACAAAAAUGCCAGGAGAGGGUGAAGGAGCUGGAGGAGCUCAAGACUGCAGUGGAUUCCCUCAAGAACUCAGCCCACAGAGCCAUGGUGGAGAGCCAGAAGAUGUUUGAGGAUAUGAUACGCUCCAUUGAGAGGAUGAGGUCAGAGGUGAGCAAGCUGAUUGGAAUCAAUGAGAAGGCUGCUUUCAGCCAGUCCGAGGCUUUGAUCGAGCGUCUGGAACAAGAGAUUGAUGAGCUGAAGAAAAAGGAGUCUGGCCUCAAGCAGCUGUACAGCACUGAGGACCACAUCCACUUCCUGCAGAACUUCAACUACCUCUGCACCCCCACUGACGAUGGCUUCAUACCCAGAGUGACCGUGAACCCCGACUUCUCCUUCGCGGCUGUCAGGAAAGCUGUGGCUGAGAUUAAGGAGCGCCUCGAGGAGUUUGGCAGAGAGGAACUGCUCAGGAUUUCCAAGUCAGUGAAUGAGGUCCCAGUUUACACUACAGAGAGUCGAACGUUGGACAGAAGGAGCAGAGGCAAAGAAAUGACAGUGGACAACACUCCUCCUCCAGAGCCAAAGACCAGAGCUGAUUUUGUGAAAUACUUCUGCCAACUGAAAUUAGAUCAUAACACGGCCUACAAGGAGCUGUACAUCUCUGAGAACAGCAGGAAAGUUAUCCGCACCAGGGAGCUGCAGCCCUAUGGGGACAACUCAGAGAGGUUUGAUAGCUUUGCCCAGGUGCUGUGCCGAGAAGCUCUAUCUGGAGGCCGCUUCUACUGGGAGAUUGAGUGGAGCGGGGAGUUCUCCAUCGGAGUGGCCUAUAAGAGCAUCAGUCGAAAGGGCAAAGGUUCGCUCUGUCUGCUGGGCUAUAACGACAAAUCCUGGAGUCUGCUUUGUUCUGACUCCGGUUACUCAGCGUGGCACAACCGCGUGGACAAGCCUGCCAAUGGUCCUCACUCCCCGCGGAUAGGCGUGUACCUGGAUCACACUGCAGGGGUGUUGGCAUUUUACAGCAUAGGCAACACCAUGACCCUCCUGCACAGGUUUGAGACCAAAUUUGCCGAGCCCCUCUAUCCGGGCUUUGGAGUCGGAACGUCAGUCAGGAUCUGCAACGUCAAGUGAACGCUGACAUUUGAGCUCUGUUUUAAAAAGAUUUCUGCGAAUACUCACCAGUGCUUUUGGAAUAUCUAUUUUUGCAACCAUUGUAAAACUGUCUCACAGCUUAUUUUUUUAAGGUUUAUGAUGCUUCUUCCAAAUGUGUAUACACUUUUUUGAACGCCACACAUCACAACAUGUAUUAAGCUUUGAAUGUGGCUGUCAAAUCAUAUUCUCAUGGCAGUUUAACAAAUAUAUAUAUAUUAUUGAAGUACACAAUUCCUACAUAGUCACACAAGAAAAAGAGAAGUGUUAUGCUAUUUGGCAUCUGAUGAUAUCUGCUGGAUAAUAUUAUAACAUACUGAAGUGUUUAAACAUUUUAGCUGAUAAUUUGUGUCUAUAGAUUUAUCCAAAGUUAACAACGUCAGUUUUUGAUGUCAUUACGUUUUUCACUAUUGUUAUUGAAUAAUUAUUUUUAAAAUUGCACUCCUACGGCAGGUAUGACUACUAUGAAGGCGCAUUGUUAUAAUUUCACUACUAUUCCAAGAAUGUUGUCAUUUCAUUUGGUCGUGUUGUGAUAUUAUCUAAAGGUCGUCACAUGAGUUUUUUCACUUGAACUAACCCUUAUUUAAUUUUGUGUAUGUUUACUUAGAUAAUGGACAGCCAGAGUAUAAUUGCUAUCAAAGAGAUAAUUGUUUUGUAACAACAUUGAUGCAUUUAAAUAAAGAACUGAUAAAUGAACA